CUGCUGCUGCUGCUGCUGCUACACGGAGGGAUGCAACAUUUAUAAGAUUCAUUUGGUUGUCCAGAGAAAACUGAGAAUUCUGAUUGAGAGUUCUAAUCGCCCCAAAGAAAAGUACCAUCUCCUGCAUUAACUGUGGUAAUCAAAUAACAUCAUGGAGAACACUCACAAAACCUUACGCCUCUACAUCCCGAUCAGCGAGAGCAGCUGUGUGAGUCCAUCCCUCUCCCACUGCAGGGGCCCAGCUUCCCCCUCUGAAGCCCCUCUCAAGCCCCAACAAGGACUUACCUCUAACUGCAAGGAGGAGGGUCCAGCUGAAACAGUGAAGCAGGGUCAAGCAGACAAAUUCGGCCUCACAGACUUGAAAAAAACUCUCAAAGCAUUGGAUGACUGCUCUGAGAUCGGCUGGCUGACAGAGUUGUUACCGUUGUGUUUGGAAUGCCAGACAUUCAUCAGCAUGGGCAACCAGCAGGGCACGAAAAUUAAGCCGAACUGUCAUGGUUACGAAGACAAUCGGGAUACUUUACCGAAAUCCCCCAGAUUUCAGAUCCCUCGGAAGAGAAGGAGAAAACUGGAGGGGCAUGUUUACCCCGGCGCCUUUCAGCACAACCUCAAGAUGACACCUGGGACUCAACGGGUGCCUCCGAAGGCGAGGAGGCUGACAAAGCUCCAGAUAAUGAGCUCUCCUACAUUUGGGGAUUGGGACUUGGAGGAAGACAGGCAGAUCAUCUGCACUCCUGCAGCCAGGAGAAAGAGAGUUGUGGGAAAAGAAAGAGUUUCAUUGUUGGAGGAGAGGAAUAGGAGUCCACAGGAGCUAAAGCCAACAUGGAGAGCAAAGCUACCUGAUGCGUCAUCUGCAAAUUUUACUUUCAGCAAAAAAAAGGCCUUUUCUCUCCCAGAAAGAAUUUAUCUGUAA
Molecule: messenger RNA, 913 nt
Organism: Dicentrarchus labrax (European seabass)
Lineage: Eukaryota; Metazoa; Chordata; Actinopteri; Moronidae
Exons: 2
Coding region: 152-913 (253 amino acids)
Source: RefSeq, a predicted model, not a curated record